AUGGGUCGACAAAUAUACACGUGCACGGUACUCACGUUAUGUCUGGUGGCGGUGAUUGGGAUUCCAAUUAAACGAGCACCAAUGUAUGGUUGUAAAGGUGGUCAUUGUUCGAGUAGGUUGUGAAAUUGUUUUAUUUUUAUUUAACUUUGAUUUUAAUUAAAAAAUAAAAGUUACAUGAUCAAAAAAAUAAUUCAAAAAAUUUUUAAAAAGUUGUUUUUGGCCCCAAUUUCAAAAUGUGAACUCAAAUAUAAGAGUCAAAUUUAAGAGUCUAUUGGUCAGAUGUCUUUUGCCAAUACUAAAAUACCAUUUAAUUAAGUUUUGUCAUCAAAUUUCUAUUUUUAUGUUUGCUGUUUUUUAGUGCUGGUCAGUGUCUUAAGAGACCCUCGAAUGGUACCAAACUGGAAUACAAAUGCGUGGAACAAAGCGAUCACGCAGCUACAUGCCUAUCAACAGUUAUUUAGCAGUGGUAGGUUUUCGAACGUUUUUAAAAAAAUUUUAUACUUACAGUAAUCACUUUUUAAUUCGGUAUGUCAUUUUUCAUAAAAGCUUAAAUUAGCUACUAUAAUUACCCAGUUAAUAAUUCAUAAACAUAUUGUUGUGUAUGUGUGCACAUAAUUACAAACAUGUCUAGGAAUUUGCGUAGAAUAAUUUUAAAUAUAAUCUUAGUUAAUUACCGAUUCUUUUGGAGAAAUUAAAGUAAUGUUGCAUUUAUUACUACCGCUUCCUUAUUAAUGCGUAGAAGCAUUUUGAAUAGUACAUUUGGAGACAUUUUAAAAAGUCUUAAGUGUAGCUUACUGUAUUGUUAUAUGGUACUACUUAGUACAAACACUAAAGUAAUGUAGACAUUUAUGUAUACAUAGAAUAGCAUUAUCUUCACUUUUAAAAAUUAUAUAUUAAAUUAUAUUGACAAAAAAUAGAAAUAAAAAAUGAUCUUACAGUACUUCUCAUUUCAGAAGACGUUGAAGACCCAGAAGAAGCCUCACGACGUCGGAAACGUUCCAUUCCCGAACUCCCGCCUCGUUUUAUUCAAAACUUUUAA
Bursaphelenchus okinawaensis is the source of this 1039-nucleotide messenger RNA. Lineage: Eukaryota; Metazoa; Nematoda; Chromadorea; Rhabditida; Aphelenchoididae. The record is from the annotation of a GenBank genome assembly.